UGACUGGCUGACUGACGGAUUCUGGAGGAAACAAACAGGAAAGGGAGGAUACAGAUUCGCUCCCCCGUCUUGCCUUCUUUUUUCACACCUCGCUGUCUUGUCGCUCAGCGUGUCAGAGCCGAUGGUUUUCUAGCUGCGUAUAUUCACUCUAGCAUCGGAUUUCCCUCCUCAUUUCUUCAUCCUUGCCUGGCUGUACCGUUGCUGAUCCAUCCCAGCCAUCCUGGGCCGGGCCGUGGGGGUGGUCAGCGAAUCGUAGCUGAAGUUGGCACCCGAGAUGAGCGCCUUGAGACCCGGGAGCGGGGCUCUGUCUCCGCCGCGGAGAGGGUCUGGGUCGUGGUGGUGGUGGUGGGUUGCGGUGGUCGGGGUGGCGGUCGGUUCGGGCGGGUUGUGGAGGUCCGGGGCGGCGUGCCCGUCCUCAUGCUCCUGCAGCGGGACCAGGAUCUCCUGUGUGGACCAGGAGCGGGGUAUCAUGGCUUUCCCCGUCCUGCCGAGCGAGCUGGAGAUGGAGAAUAUUACCGAAAUCUACAUUGCCAACCAGAGCAGCUUCUCCUCUAUUAACGACAAAGACCUGCACCUCUACAAGAAUCUCAGGAACCUAACGGUGACCAACAGCAGACUAACAUACGUAUCGAAGCUGGCCUUUCAGAACAACCUCAAGCUACAGUACCUGAAUCUGAAAGAUAACAACCUGUCAUCACUGUCCUGGAGGAUAUUCAGACACCUCAACAUCUCAUAUCUGAUCUUGUCAGGGAACCCUUUGCGCUGCUCCUGUGAGAAUAUGUGGAUCAAGCUGUGGCUGGGGGAGGAGGCAGACAUACAGGAGCUGCGCUGCAUCGAGGAGGGAGGGGGACGCAAGCCGCUGUCAAAACUCACACUACCUAAUUGUGCGGUUCCCAUGGCAACGCUGAGCCCAUCCAAAGUGACGGUGAGGGAGGGGGCAGAUGUGGUGCUGACCUGUAACACCUCGGGGGUGCCCUCACCUGGACUCAUUUGGAACAUGAGCCCGCUGGUCACCUACUAUGAGAUCCAGACGUCAGGCCAGAUGUCACUGCUGCGUCUGUCCAACGUGUCGUCGCUCGACCACAACAGCAAGAUCACCUGCUCUGCUGAGAACGUCGUGGGAGAGAAGGAGUCCUCCCUGCUGCUGGAUAUCCUUUUUCCUCCCAACAUCACUAAGCUGAGCGAUGCCAUCCCAGACCACCACUGGUGCAUCCCCUUCAGCGUGUCAGGUAACCCGGAGCCGCAGCUACAGUGGCUGCUGAACGGCGAGGUGGUGUUGGAGGGCGAUUACAUCAUGACCAUGAUCCAUGACGUCACGGAGAGAGAGUAUCACGGCUGCCUGCAGCUCGACAGCCCCACACACCUGAACAACGGCCUGUACACGCUGCUGGCCACCAACGAGUAUGGACAAGACCGCAAGGCCGUCAUGGCUCACUUCAUGAUCGACCCCUGGGGAGGAACUGAGACAGAUCCCGUGUAUUACGACCCAACCACAGAUGGCCCCCCUCUGGACCCACCUGAGGACAGAGUCGCUGUGUACGUGGUGGUGGGCAUUGCCGCUGUCGCCUUCACUGGUUUCCUUCUCAUGCUGGUUAUUCUCAAGUUUGGAGGAAACUCCAAGUUUGGCAUCAAAGGACCUUCUUCAGUAAUCAGUAACGACGACGACUCGGCCUCUCCUCUUCAUCACGUGUCCAACGGCAGCAACACUCCUUCCUCCUCCGAGAUGGGACCUGAUGCAGUCAUUAUCGGCAUGACCAAGAUCCCUGUUAUAGAGAACCCUCAGUACUUCAGGAGCACCAACAGCCUGCUCAAAACUGACACUUUUGUCCAGCAUAUUAAGAGACACAACAUUGUUUUGAAGAGAGAGCUGGGAGAAGGAGCCUUCGGCAAAGUCUUCCUAGCCGAGUGCUACAACCUCUCACCUGACCAGGAUAAGAUCCUGGUGGCUGUCAAGACUCUUAAAGAGGCCAGUGAGAAUGCAAGAAAGGAUUUCCACCGUGAGGCUGAGCUGCUGACCAACCUGCAACACGAGCACAUUGUGACUUUCUAUGGCGUCUGUGUGGAGAGCGACCCUCUCAUCAUGGUGUUUGAGUACAUGAAACACGGAGACCUCAACAAGUUCCUCAGGGCCCACGGUCCAGAUGCAGUCCUAAUGGCGGAGGGCCAGACCACCAGACCUGUGGAGCUAACCCAGUCCCAGAUGCUGCACAUCGCCCAGCAAAUAGCAGCUGGCAUGGUUUACCUGGCAUCACAGCACUUUGUGCACCGCGACUUGGCCACCAGGAACUGCCUGGUGGGUGAGAACCUGCUGGUAAAGAUCGGAGACUUUGGCAUGUCCAGAGAUGUCUACAGCACUGACUACUACAGGGUAGGUGUGGGAGGCCACACCAUGUUGCCGAUCCGCUGGAUGCCCCCUGAGAGCAUCAUGUACAGAAAGUUCACCACAGAGAGUGAUGUUUGGAGUCUAGGAGUCGUUCUCUGGGAGAUCUUCACCUAUGGAAAACAACCUUGGUACCAACUCUCCAAUAAUGAGGUGAUAGAGUGUAUAACCCAGGGCAGGGUGUUGCAGCGCCCCAGGACCUGUCCUAAAGAAGUGUACGACCUGAUGCUGGGCUGCUGGCAGAGAGAGCCGCACAUGAGACUUAACAUCAAAGAAAUCCACGGUCUGCUCCUCAACCUGGCCAAGGCCUCGCCUGUGUACCUGGAUAUACUGGGCUGAACGCCGGACGACGAAGGAGAAGCGCAUCGGUUUUGUGUGUUUGUGUGUGUAUGGC
Messenger RNA from Myripristis murdjan (pinecone soldierfish), 2774 nucleotides. RefSeq names its product neurotrophic tyrosine kinase, receptor, type 2a (gene ntrk2a). Gene Ontology annotation, molecular function: brain-derived neurotrophic factor receptor activity; ATP binding; brain-derived neurotrophic factor binding. Gene Ontology annotation, cellular component: plasma membrane; axon; signaling receptor complex. The record is from RefSeq and is a predicted model, not a curated record. Lineage: Eukaryota; Metazoa; Chordata; Actinopteri; Holocentriformes; Holocentridae. The transcript has 20 exons. The coding region runs from base 275 to 2719 and encodes 814 amino acids. Gene Ontology annotation, biological process: cellular response to brain-derived neurotrophic factor stimulus; cell surface receptor protein tyrosine kinase signaling pathway; positive regulation of phosphatidylinositol 3-kinase/protein kinase B signal transduction.